CUCAGCGGAGGCAGUAAAGAUGUCCAGCGAACGCAAUUUCUUCCUUGAUCUUAAUGAAGAUUGCCUUCGAUGCAUCUUCGACUACCUGAAUGUUCUGGAUCUCGUGAGAAUGGAGAAAGUUUGCCGCAGAUUCCAAGCUUUGGCAAAGUCAAUAUAUCCCAAGAUCGAUGAGGUUGAUUUCGAUGAACUCUCACAGACGGCAUUCAUCCCCCUAACUGAUGCCAGUGACGUUGUUAAGCGCGUGGGGAAGCACAUUAGCUCCCUCAUUGCCUCCAAGACGAAUUUCCUUUCAAACAGUGAAAUCCUCCCGAGAUCUGUGUUGACGCAAUGCAAGAAGCUGCAGGAGGUGCAAUUGACUGGAUUUAAGAUCAUCACUCCGGCAUCCCUGAAGCGGCUUUCAGUGACUAUUAAGGAGGCGAAGGUGGUACGACUGAAUAGUUGCGUAUUCAAUGAUGACAUCAAGAGUUGCCUGGUGGAAGCGACACAAAUGGAGGUUCUCGAAUUGACGGGGAAUGCCAAUGUCCAGGGGAGUUGCCUUAUUGGCGUGAGGGGGAUCAAGGAAAUUGAUUUGUCGCAUUGUGAUUUCAUUGAGGCCGAUUUCUUCGUGCGAUUCUGCAAGGCAAACCGAAAGCUCCGUUCGGUGGGUAUUAUUGGUUUGCGCCUGCUGGAGGAAUACGCCAUGAAUACCCUCGUGGAGACACUGAAGGAUCUGGAGUGUCUCUCUAUAAAUGAUCACUACAACGAUCAUGAUGAUCCGCAGUUUGAAUUUGAGAAAUUGGCACAAUUGCCAAAAUUGACAAAGAUUCGCGUUCAAUACGGCGCAGGAUAUACGGAUGAGGAUAAUUUGCGUGAAUUUUAUCCAUUGAUGUACAAUCGACUGGAGAGUUUGAUCCUGGAAGAUAUCGAAUUCGACAGCACCCUCCAGGAGAUUGGAAAGUUCACAAAGCUCAAAGAAUUGGGAUUGUACAAUGCAGGGAACUGCAAGGAUUCGACUCUGGCCAUGCUUUCGUGUACGCAGACACUGCAGGAGCUCAGUCUCAUUAAAUGCGUCAACAUCACACCUCAAGGAUUGUUGGAGGUUAUCAAGAAUUGCCAGGCACUCGAAUCCAUCAAUAUCUCCGAGUGUCCACAAUAUACGGAUGACUUCCUCAUUGCCCUUGAGCCCCACUUGAUUGGACGUCCGCAUCCGUUGGAGCUCAUCGUAAGCAAUACUCCCAUUCACAAGGACAUUGAAGGCAAGGGCCCCAAAUGUGAUUUCAUCAAAACAUUCGUCAAGAACAAUCGCAACAGGAUCCAACUGUCCUACAUCCGUAAGAGUUUCUCAGAAGAACUUUGGUUCAUCCGCCAAUACUGCACAAGACGCUUCCGUUAGAUUAAUUUCUUCACAACGCUGCGCUACAAUCGUUACCAUUACCUUCUUUAAUUAUUUUGAAGUUAUUGUUGGCACUGAAGCCAUUUCUCGUUCACAAAUCUUGAAUUUAGAGUUCUUAUUUUAAUUUUAUUAAUUAAACUAAACACAUUUUGAA
Molecule: messenger RNA, 1526 nt
Organism: Lutzomyia longipalpis
Lineage: Eukaryota; Metazoa; Arthropoda; Insecta; Diptera; Psychodidae
Exons: 1
Coding region: 20-1372 (450 amino acids)
Biological process (GO): SCF-dependent proteasomal ubiquitin-dependent protein catabolic process
Cellular component (GO): SCF ubiquitin ligase complex
Molecular function (GO): protein binding
Source: RefSeq, a predicted model, not a curated record